UCGGAUUUCCAUUGGUGCUCCGCAGGUUUACGUUAGCAUCUCUAUCUCGGUCACAAAGUCUCCGCUCCCUAGACACCCCCAGAUAUUGCCACGUGUCCAAAACUCUCCCGCGACAUUACAUCUAUCCGUUAACCCUAGUCUUCCCCUCCCGCCGCGCUCUCUCUCUCUCUCUUCUCUGCAAUUUCUCCUUGAAGAGGGAGAAGAGGAGAAAGGUUGAGAAAAAGAAAAGAGGGAUUGAAAUGGGAAAGCUCUUUUGUGAUUCAACGGCGGUAGUGGAGACAUUGCAAGCAUCAUCAUCACCGGCCGGAAAUUGGCGAGAACCGAAGUCUGCUUCUCUCGAAGCUGUUGAUCUCGUUGACCAGUCGACUGCCGCUACCACCACUAUCUCUGUUAAAGAUUCUUGGGACGACGUGAUUGGACUUGAGGACCAACAGAGGCGGCAUCUACAAAGGCUGCAUGCGAGGGGUGUGCUAUGGAAGCGCCCCGGGGAUCACGAUUCUUCUCCGGUCGUUUUCCGGCUCUCUCAUGGCGGCGAGGUGUCGUCGGACGGGAAUUGUCUGUUCACUGCGUCGCAGAGGUCUAUGGCGCGUGAUAUCGACGCGCGGGAGCUCCGGCGGAGGACUGUGCGCCGGUUCACGGGAGAUUUUGGAUCGGCGAGCGAGGAGGACAAAGGUGUGAUUAACGAGGUGAUUAGGCAUAUGUACUCGCCGGAUCUGAAGAAUGGGUGGGGGAUCCACGUGGUACAGGAGGUCAAGCUCCUGGCCAGGAAGGAAGAUCGUCUUGCCUUAGAUUCGGCCAUCGACGAGCUCGUCCAGCUUGGGAUGCAAAGAGAAUUGGCGGCGGAGUCUAUUUACAAAGAGAGAUGUAUUCCAGUGACAGAUGACCUCAGUUGGGCGAAAUACAUGUUGAUCUCUGGUUCACCUGAUGAUGAACAUGAUAUCAUCACUCUGCAGUAUACUGAGGAUGGUUUAUUAUCCGUAGAUGAGAAUAGAGAAGGCCAUGCUGCAGCUUUUGGAGAUGAUAUAGCUAUUGAGUGUCUUGCUACGGAAUUCAGGCGAGAGAUUUAUGUGGUGCAAGCCCAUGGAUCCGAUGCAAUGGUUGAUGAAGAAAAUUGUGUUUUCUUCCUACCCCAUCGUCCAAGGAGUGAAAUUUGCGAGCCUCCUUUCUUUUUAUUUAUGAAAGGAACAGGUUGGUGUGGUGCUGGUGCUGAUCAUUAUGAGCCCUUGAUUGCCCAUCCAUCAGCCCUUGUCUCCCAAGAGAAGGUUGCUGUCGUACUUUGAGAGAAUUAGAUCUGCAGUCUUGCGGCUUAGUAGGAGUAGUUCUAGCCCUUUUCUUUCAGUCUUCAAUGUUUGGCAUGCAAUCUUGUUCUCCGUUUGAGAAUUACUACAUGCCAUCAUUGCAUGGCAUUCUGUUUUUUUUUUUGUCCCUUGAUUCAUCUUAGUGUUUGCAGUAGUUUUUGCCGGCUUUUCUUGUUGAUUUCUGUUGAGUUCUCGAAGAGUGAUUGUAUUUGGCUGGGGCGUCCAAAAUGGAAUGGUUGUCAAUUCUUUUGUAUCUUAUGCUGGAUCAAUCAAUUCAAUGUUAGAUUCGUCAAAUGUUUGGUCAAUUUUUAAGGCUA
Tripterygium wilfordii is the source of this 1615-nucleotide messenger RNA. RefSeq lists its product as uncharacterized. NCBI's taxonomy places the organism in Eukaryota, Viridiplantae, Streptophyta, Magnoliopsida, Celastrales, Celastraceae. The transcript is spliced from 4 exons. The record is from RefSeq and is a predicted model, not a curated record. The coding region runs from base 240 to 1280 and encodes 346 amino acids.